UUUCUUUUCUUUCUUUCUUUCUUUUUUUUUUCUUUUGGUAGUAUCUUGGGAUUGAAUCCAGGGUCUUUGUACUGAGCUACAUCCCCAGGCUGUUUUUUAAUUUUUUUUUUUUUUUUGGACCUUGUGCUUGAGAGGCAGGAGGCGGAACCACUGAGCUAAAUCCUUGGCCCUCUUUUUUAAAAUUUUGAGACAAGGUCUCAUUAAGUUGCCUAGACUGGGCUAAAAUUUGCCAUCCACCUGCUUUUAGCCUUGCGGAGUGCUAGUAUUACAGGCAUGAUCCAUCAUGCUUGGAUAGACUUUCUUGUCCCCAGCCAGAGUGUUCUUGGCCCAUCUAAAUGUUUCCUUAUUUAUAGUCAUCCCACAAGUUCAAGAACAGAGUUGGCCUUGUUUAUUGUUUUGUUUUUUCUUUUUUCCAGUACUGGGGAUUAAACCCAGGGCCUUUGCACUGAGCUAUACCCCCAACCCUUUUUUAAAAUUUUGAGGCAGUUAAGUUGAGUCACUUAAGUUGCUGAGUUGCACAGGUUAGUCUGGAAUACAGGAUCUUCCUGGUGCAGUCUCCCAGAGAACUGGGAUUACUGGCAUAUGCCACCACACCUACACUGUUUUUGUAAUUGAAGAUGUAUAUUGCUUUGCUUGACACAUAAUAGUACUUUUACAAAGACUGAUUGUGAAAACUGCUUUCAGGCUAUAACAGCCUAUCUUUAAGAACAAGAAAUUAGAAGGAAGCUAAUGUUGUAAAAACACCUACAUAAAUCUCCACACCCUUUAUGUGCAGCAUUAUUUGUGAGGACUGUAAAGCAUCACUGAGGUAGGGAGGAUACUCUCCACUUUAUAGAUAGGAAAGCUGGGGCUGAGAAGGUAGAAACUUGCCCAGCAAUAUAAGAUUCAGACACCAACAGGACUCCUUCCAACAUAAUAUCUAUGUUACAGAAAAAUAAAAAUAGGAGGGUUUCAAAAGUCUUAAAAAGUUAGUGUAGCUAGGUGUGCUUGUGCAUGCCUGUAAUCCCAGCUACUUGGGAGGCCAAGGCAGGAGGAUUGCAAAUUUAAGACCAUCCUGGGUAACUUAGACCCUGUCUCAGAAUAAAAAAUUUUAACAGGCCUGGAGAUGUAGCUCAGUGCUUCUUGGGUUCAAGCCCAUCAGUGGUAGAAUCUUAUCUAUGUAACGAGUUUGAUAAUAUAAAUGGCCAGUUGGACCAAAGCCAAACAUCAUAUUGUCUGUCCCACCAGAACUGCACAGUUCAACACCCAUAUAUAUGAAUUACAUUGUUUUACUUCACACUUUAGAUAAUAUAGAUUUCAAAUACUGACAUAAGAUAGAGGAAAUUUACAGAGAAGGUUCUACAGCCUAGUGAUAUUCCAACUGAUUUUCUGGGUUCUAUAUUUUGAGAACAAUUAUUAGUCAUCUCAAAUUCUGGCGUCACUGAGGCUCCCCAAGGGUUGUUGCUGGUUGGCCUCCACGUGUUUUGAGGAGACUGAAGCCAGGAAAGAUGGAGAGAAACUGACUUUUGAUGACUUUGAUCUUGAUUGGAGAAAGGCUUUGAAAACCUUGGCAACUCUGGGAAUUUAUAAGAUACUAGCACAUCCUGCAGAAUCUGAGGCUUUGCAGAAACCUAAUGGCAGAGGGCAGUGUGAUUCUGGAAAGUCUUGACCAGUGAGAGGAACUGAUAUGAAAUGGAUUAUUUUGAGCAUCAUUGAAUUUCUGCCAGCUUCAUAUUUACUUUGCAUUCUUGAUUAUUUGUCCAAGGUGUAUGUACACAAAUGUCUAGUGGGAGCUUAUCUUCUUAGUUUCCAAAAUUUUCUCCAGCCUUUGUCUUAUUUUGGAUCUCCAGGCCCAAGUCAUGGAUGAUUCUCCAGCCCAUCCUGUUGUCAGCUCAAAUCCAUCUGUUUAGACAUGUUGAACUUUAUGAAUAUUACAUAGACCUGUUUUAGCAGCUUGGGUUUUUACUAGGGUUAUGUUGGGUCAAUAGGUAAGGUGAAAGGAGCAGGAAGGAGAGGUUAAUUGUGCAAUGUAGAUAAAGUGUUUUUUAAACUAAGACUGGUCUUUUGUGCUUUUUGUUCAAUAGACAGUUCUUUUCCCCCUGCCGUGUUUGAGGGAAAAGUACCCCAGCAGCCUAAGCCCAUAGGUUGCAGUUACUGGCCUACAGCUCCACUGCUUUGAGGAUCAACUUUGAAAAACCAAAUCUCUUAAACUGUUAGGUUGAGCCAUGUAUAACUGCUGAAUGCUGCUAUUUGACCAAUUUCCACUUUAAAAAAAUGUCUGUUUAUUAAUGUAACCUAAUAUCGGGACAUUCUAUAAUAAUCAAUGGAUGUUUCUGUGCUGGGACGCUCAAGGUAAGACAAAUAUUUCCAGAGUAAGGAGACGAGGGUUGCUCGGAAGAGAGUAUGAUGGGACCCUAAAGGUCGUAGGCUCCUGGAGCUCCGAGAGACCUGGACGCCGGUGCACCUUGAGCAUUAAACCGGGUUUUUCCCGGGCAGCGCCACUUGCCACGCCCCUCUGCGGCCGCCGUAGAACGUAGCUGCGGGCGUGGUUCUGCGCCUUCUGUGACGCAGGCGCCGUGGGCUUUUUGAGCGGGAAAAGAAAGUCAGCUACGCUGGAGCUGGUGCAGCUGUGACCCUCUGUGUUGACGGAGGCUGUCCACCCCCGGCCCAGCAUGGGGCUGCUGGAACUGUGCGAGCAGGAGUUUGGUACCGCCGACCUUUACCGGGUGCUGGGUGUGCGGCGCGAGGCCUCGGACGGCGAGGUCCGACGCGGCUACCACAAGGUGUCCCUGCAGGUGCACCCCGACCGGGUGGAUGAGGGCGACAAGGAAGACGCCACCCGCCGUUUCCAGAUACUGGGGAGAGUCUAUGCCGUUCUAAGUGACAAGGACCAGAGAGCAGUGUACGAUGAGCAGGGAACAGUGGUCGAAGACUGUGCUGUGCUCAACCAAGACCGGGACUGGGAGGCGUACUGGAGGUUACUAUUUAAAAAGAUAUCUCUAGAAGACAUUCAAGCUUUCGAAAAGACAUACAAAGGUUCUGAGGAAGAGCUGGGAGAUAUUAAACAGGCCUAUCUGGAUUUCAAGGGUGACAUGAAUCAGAUCAUGGAGUCUGUGCUGUGUGUGGAGUAUACAGAGGAACCCAGGAUAAGGAAUAUCAUUCAACAAGCUAUUGAUGCCGGAGAGGUCCCAUCCUAUAAUGCUUUUGUUAAAGAAUCAAAACAAAAAAUGAAUGCAAGGAAAAGGAGGGCACAGACAGAGGCUAAAGAAGCAGAAAUGAGCAGGAAGGAGAUGGGCCUUGAUGAAGGAACUGAUAACUUGAAAGCACUCAUUCAGAGCAGACAGAAGGAUCGGCAAAAGGAAAUGGACAGUUUUCUGGCUCAAAUGGAAGCAAAAUACUGCAAACCUUCCAAAGGAGGAGGGAAAAAAGCAGCCCUCAAGAAAGAAAAGAAAUAAUGGAAUUUUUCUCUUCAAAGGUCCUAAGGCAUCAAUUGGUGCUAUUGUAGGCAAGGUACACAGAAGGCAAAGUUAACCUAACCCUUAAGAGAAGUUGUCCUUCCAGCCUAAAUUAUUUAGAUCAACUAAAUCAAGCAGAAUUUCUCAACCUGGUCUUAGAUUUCCUAGAAAUGAUCUGACAUCUUGAGAAGCCCCUACAGGAAGGAAUGUGGCGGUGAUGGUUGGGAUGGCAGUGUAUUUGCCUCCGUGGGUCUUGGGUCUUCUGUCUCAGGAGCUCCCUCUAGAAGGUGGGUCUGUCCAUCCUGCUUUCAGUAAUGUGCACAUCUGAUGCAAAACAUACUACACCUGGCUAGAACAGUCAGAGUACUUGCUGAACAGGUAGCUGUCUUCCAAAUAAUUGCCAGCUUGCUUUUGGUUCUAAUGAUCUUAAAUAGACUCUUUUUUUUUUUCUGUCCUUUUUAUUAGUCAGGUUUUUUACUCUUAUCCUUAAAGUAUAGGAGAAACAGGUAUUUAGAUAAUGUCAAACAUUUUUGUAAAGAUGUGUGUGAUUAAAUAAACAAGUAAAAACAA
This is a messenger RNA of Heterocephalus glaber (naked mole-rat), 4004 nucleotides long. It is a transcript of the gene Dnajc9, whose product is annotated as DnaJ heat shock protein family (Hsp40) member C9. Lineage: Eukaryota; Metazoa; Chordata; Mammalia; Rodentia; Bathyergidae. Gene Ontology annotation, molecular function: heat shock protein binding. The record is from RefSeq and is a predicted model, not a curated record. Gene Ontology annotation, cellular component: cytoplasm; nucleus.